CGGGUGAGGGAGGGGGACGGAGCGGCUACGAUCGCCGCUCGGCUCUUUCCGGCAUUGCUCGGCUCCGCUCGACCCUCCCCGGCUGCUUUCGGGCAGCUCAGCCCUCCGCCUUCCCAUGUCGGACGUGCUGGCCGCCGCCGCUGUGGGCACCCGCUUCGAACCCUCCGCGGCCAACGGCUUGGGAGGAGGCGGCGACGGCGGCGGCGACAGUUGCCCCACUGGCGGGGCUGGAGACGACGAGAAGAAGCCGCGCCUCACGCCUCCGCUGCCGCCUUCCUCAGAGAAUGAAGAUUCAGAUCAAAGACCGGAAUCUACUUUCCAGGCAGCUGCCACAUCUGAAAAUGAUGCCUUGCAGUGCAGGCUGCAGAGUGGGUCACCUGUGAAUGCAGAGGCUACAAAGGAUUGUGGAAGUGCUGACGAUGGUCUGAAAGAGCAAGAUGUAGAAGGAAAGGAAGAAAUCCUAACUGAUCAAAAUCAGCGCCCAAAAGAGGAGGCUGUAGUGCGGAUGACAAAGUAUCCUGACCCACAAGGACCAGGUGAUAUAGUCAUGAUACAGUCUGAAUACACAGGAGCAGUAGAUGUCCUUACAGCCGAGCUGGAAACUACAGAUUUACUGGGUGAGCAGAAGAAAGUUCGUCCUCCACCUCUAAUUCCCCCCACUACUUGGACAAGUGCCAAGAUAAGGGAGUUCAAAACAAAGAUGACAAAGGAGAAGAAUGCCCGAAUGGUAGUGAAACGGGGUGAGGUGUUAACAGUCCGGGUGCCAACUCACCCUGAUGGGAAGCGUGUCUGCUGGGAGUUUGCCACAGAAGAUUAUGACAUUGGCUUUGGAGUCUAUUUUGAUUGGACUUCUGUUACUAGCACUGCAAUUACUGUGCAAGUUAGUGAAUCAAGUGAUGAAGAUGAUGAUGAUGAAGAGUUUGAAGGACCUAUUCCAGUUGGUGAUGUGGAAAGAGGCUCCAGAAGCUAUUUGCGAACCCGUUAUGGGGAGAUCAUGCCUGUCUACCGAAGGGAUAGCCACCGGGAAGUGCAAGUAGGCAGCCACGAUUAUCCAGGCGAGGGCAUCUACUUGCUCAAAUUUGACAAUUCUUACUCACUCCUACGCAACAAGAUUCUCUUCUUCCAUGUCUAUUAUACCAGCUAGAGCAGUUAAUGAGAUUUGGAGUGGGUGGGCCAUAAGACACCAAAGCAAGCUGCCUGUCAUGACUAGUAUCUCCUAACAGGCACACACUUGAUGGCUGAAUCUCUAUGCUUAUGUAUGGAUGACUUCCUUCAACCCUUCCUCACUGUUAAAGUGAUGCACGUGAUUAUUGGCAGCUCGUUUGUUUUAUGCAGACACCAAUCUGAGAGCUUAGUUACAGAAAGCAAAUCACUGGACCAGGUUCAGGUGUCUGCUUUUACUUUCUAUUGCACUUCCAUGAACUGAAGUUGAAAUAUGCCUUUUCUUUUGGGGUAAAUAUAUUAUCACCUUCUACUCCUCUAUCUGCAAAUAAUCACUGGGAUCAGCUGCCAGAGUAGCCUGUAGAAACUGCAUUGUUACUAUGCUGCGGUGCACUGCCAUUUGCUUGGUCUCUGGGAAGCUUCUGAAAUGGCACGUAUGUAUGCCAUCCAGGCCAUUGCCAGCCUGUCUUCUCUCUUUUAGUUCCGUGCAAAUGUAGCUAGUUUAUUGUAAGGCAAAAUUGGUGUGUAUUUGCUGGCAUAGAUACCUGGAUUUCACAGCUUGCCUGAAAGAAUUUUAAGUUACAUGUAUUUUCUCUCAGAAAGGGCACAAAAUGGAAGAAGGAAGAAGGACGCAUAAACCAAAUAAUUCUAGUCAAGCAAUUCACAAAACAAAGAUUCUUCCUCCUCCAGACCUUUUGGGGCUAAUGUUAUUUUCACUGGUUGACUUUUUGCCUGAAUUCAGUGUAGCUUAAGAUAGGGGUGUCAAACCCAAAAUGGGCUGGUGUGUCAAUUUAUUCCAACAAGUGGAUUCAUUAAAAAAAGUCACUUUCACUGGAAGCAAAUUAUGAUAAUGUGGUUUGCAUAUGAUAAUAUAGUUAUGCUUGUUCAUAUUUGCUGUGCCGUGCCUGUGCACGCCACCAAUAAGCACUCCAAGCUACAAGAAGGCCAUUGUGCACAGUCAUACGAGUACACAGCAUCCCUUUCCAUCUCAGUGAUGGAAAACUGAGCCAUGCAGUAGCAUUUAUUGGCAAGUGAGGUCCUUUAUUCUGGGCAUCAACGUCUUAGCCCUCAUGAUAGUGUGUAGAGUGUUCUAUAAUGCACAUAAGGGAUUUUCCUCAGCCUUAUUUUUGACACCUCUAGUUUAAUAUCUCAGGUGUUAGUUGGUAAGAGAGCCUCUUUCCUUGCAUUCAGGCUUCGGAGGCCAUUGCCAGUCUUUAAUACAGCAUAAGUGGCACAGAUAACUGUUACAUUUCAGAGGAGUGGCAGUUGCAUCACCUAUCGUUUACAGCUCAGGUUUUAUAGGGUAUAUAUGUGUAGGUCACAUAGUCCUUUCUGCAGCAAAGGACUAAUACAUGUAUUUAUCAGGAUUUCAGAAGCAACUCUGGAGUAUGCCUUUUAAAACAGCGGCUGCUGAUGUUUAUCUCUUGUGUUUGCUUGGCUCUUUGCAUGAUUUCAGCAAACAGUUAUAGUAUGAAGGAUACACACACAUUUUGGAGACCUUUUGAGGAAAUGCCCUUGAUCAUAUAUACAGCUAUCUUUUGCUGAUAGUUUAGUGCUAGAAGGUGCAAUGCCAAAGAAUCUAUCUUCCAAACAGACAUGAUGGUUCUCUAACUAUGCCAUAUUAAGUACUUUGCCAAGGAAGGAAAAGUUGCAAAGCAAAUAAGGUAGCAAGAGUCUAUUGGUUCCAUUGAACUUUUUUUUUAAAAAAAGUUAAAGACUUGGAGUGAAAACCUAAGUAUUUUAAUUGUUGGUAGUGAGGCCUGGCAAACAAGGGCUCCUGCUAACUUUUAAAGUGGAAGUCAGGUGUAGCUGCUCCUAGGCAUUUUGUUUUUAUUUGCGGUGAGAAUGGAGAAAUUAGUGGCUGAUUCCAGGCCAAUAAGUGAGAAGCACAGAGUUUGCAAAGCACAGGACUUGCAAUAAGCAAACUUUGGGCUUAUCUUUCUGCAAAUCAAUUGGAGGGGAAGAGAAUGAGAGGCAAUCCAGUAGCAACGCAGAUUGAUUAUUUGGCUUAAAGGACAGUAUGUGUAUAUAUUUUUCUAUAAAUAUCCUGAACAGCAGCUGCUGUAUUUUUGAAAAGCCAGAAACAGGAGCUCCCUUGUGUCUCACGAUUGCACAGCCCAUGGUUAGCUUUAAAGACUCUCUUCCCUCUGAAUGUUUUUAAACACUGUUGUUCGUUAUUGUUCAAAGCAUUUUCCCUGUGAAUUUCUUGACUUCCCACAUUUUACAGAACACACAGAGUCUGCUAAAUAUGUCCAGUACAAGGGCUCUUAUUUUGGUAUAGACAGGUAAAUGAUAGGUAUUUGCCUUACCUAGGGUUCUGCUUGAAGAGCAGACUAUAAAGACAGAUUGUGUGAAUCAAGUACAGUAUGCAAGUUUGAGUUAAGUUUGUUUGUUACAGAGUUCUCUGCUUUUUGUCACACAAGUAAUAUGAAAAUCUCUGUUCAGCACAAUAAAUUUGUCUUUGUUCUUUAGCCCAUGCCUGCUAGAGGUGUGUUUGCUCAUGUUAAUUGCUACUGAAGUUGUACUGCAUGUUCUACCUAUAAAUAUAUGAGGCAGUGUCUCCUUCCUGGCUGGAAAUAGUUCACUUUGGGAAAGAGAACAGAAUUUGAAAUUAAGAGUUAAUAACCUAAACUGCAGUAGAUUCAAAUUGAGCAAAGGCCUUACAUGUUCUCCUCUCUACAGUCUGUUUAAUAACACAUUGGUUUCAGUGCUGCUCUUGUUGAUUAAAUCAGUUUAAAAUUGAUCUUUUGCCAACAUAC
This is a messenger RNA of Podarcis raffonei (Aeolian wall lizard), 3920 nucleotides long. It is a transcript of the gene TMED8, whose product is annotated as transmembrane p24 trafficking protein family member 8. The transcript has 6 exons. Lineage: Eukaryota; Metazoa; Chordata; Lepidosauria; Squamata; Lacertidae. The record is from RefSeq and is a predicted model, not a curated record. Bases 116 to 1144 code for a protein of 342 amino acids.